This is a messenger RNA of Gastrolobium bilobum, 1488 nucleotides long. RefSeq names its product 1-(5-phosphoribosyl)-5-[(5-phosphoribosylamino)methylideneamino] imidazole-4-carboxamide isomerase, chloroplastic-like. Gene Ontology annotation, biological process: L-histidine biosynthetic process; L-tryptophan biosynthetic process. The coding region runs from base 330 to 1265 and encodes 311 amino acids. The record is from RefSeq and is a predicted model, not a curated record. The transcript has 9 exons. Lineage: Eukaryota; Viridiplantae; Streptophyta; Magnoliopsida; Fabales; Fabaceae. Gene Ontology annotation, molecular function: 1-(5-phosphoribosyl)-5-[(5-phosphoribosylamino)methylideneamino]imidazole-4-carboxamide isomerase activity. Gene Ontology annotation, cellular component: cytoplasm.
AAGCGUUCUUUCUCCAUUUGUUGACUGACAUAGGAACCCUAGCAUUUUUGUGUUGAUUUAGAGUUAUUGGGGUACCACACUCAUGAAGAUCUACCGUUAUACCCUCUCCGCCAUCGGAAUCGGCGUCGCCAUCAGCAUCUCCAUUCUCUGCGCUACUUGAGCAUUUCAUUUCUAAUUUUCCAUUUCCAUUUCUAUUUUUCGUUCUUCUCAUAUUCGAAUUCGCAUGAAGGGGGAUUUACUUAUCCGGUAGUAGCUUGAUCGGUGCCGCAAUCAAAGCUCUCAGAAUUCUUUCCAACUCCCAAGAAUCUCAUUAGCUUUGAAGAUUGAGAAUGCGCAAUCUCACAGCAACUCGUUCCUUCGGGGUUUUGGGGAGUUCACCAAUCUUUGGCCCCAACAAGCUUGCUUUUGUUACUCUCAAGCCUCUCUCCUCAGCUUCCACAGGAAGAUCUCCAACUUUGAUUCAAUGCACUCUUCGAUUCCGGCCCUGCAUUGACAUACAUAAGGGGAAAGUGAAACAAAUUGUUGGGUCGACCCUUCAAGAUUUGAAGGGGGAUGGUGAAGGGUCAGAUCCUGUGACCAAUUUUGAGUCUGAUAAGUCAGCAGCUGAGUAUGCCAGUCUUUACAAACUAGAUGGACUAACCGGUGGUCAUGUAAUCAUGCUUGGAGCAGACACUUUGAGCAAAGCUGCUGCCUUUGAAGCAUUGCAUGCUUAUCCCGGCGGUCUCCAAGUUGGAGGGGGAAUAAAUUCUGACAAUUGUUUGAGUUACAUUGAGGAAGGAGCAAGCCAUGUCAUUGUAACAUCUUAUGUAUUCAACAAUGGACAAAUGGAUCUUGGACGGCUAAAAGAUCUUGUUCGAAUUGUUGGAAGAGAGAGGCUUGUGUUGGAUCUCAGUUGCAGAAAAAAGGAAGGUAAAUAUGCAAUUGUCACUGAUAGAUGGCAGAAGUUCAGUGAUGUGUCACUUGAUGCCAAAGUAAUGGAAUUUCUUGCCAACUUUGCUGAUGAGUUUCUGGUUCACGGUGUUGAUGUUGAAGGGAAGAAGUUGGGAAUUGAUGAAGAGCUUGUGGCUUUGCUUGGCAAAUAUUCACCGAUUCCUGUUACCUAUGCUGGCGGUGUGACUGUAAUGGCGGACUUAGAGAGGAUAAAAACAGCUGGAAUGGAGCGUGUGGAUGUUACCGUGGGCAGUGCCUUGGAUAUUUUUGGGGGGAACUUGGCUUAUAAAGAGGUUGUAGUUUGGCAUACCCAGCAACAGGCCUCCAUGGUUUAAUUAGUAUGAUUGAGAUUUGUUGGGGGGUGGGAGUGUGGUGGCAAGGACUUGUUUAAUUGUUUAUCUAAAUGUGUAACCAUGUAUCCAGUGAUCUUUCUAUCAAUAUUUUUGUGGUUCUAGCAUUUUCCUCUUUCAUUAACUUGUCCUGGGAUUUGGACGUGAUCAUCAUCUACAACCAAACUUAUUCCCUUCUUUGUGCUGUGUGUAUAAACAGUGUUAUUAA